This is a messenger RNA of Lentinula edodes (shiitake mushroom), 2817 nucleotides long. RefSeq lists its product as uncharacterized. Bases 1 to 2817 code for a protein of 938 amino acids. Gene Ontology annotation, biological process: positive regulation of DNA-templated transcription. The transcript has 9 exons. Gene Ontology annotation, cellular component: Set1C/COMPASS complex. The record is from RefSeq and is a predicted model, not a curated record. NCBI's taxonomy places the organism in Eukaryota, Fungi, Basidiomycota, Agaricomycetes, Agaricales, Omphalotaceae.
AUGAACGAUCAAGGAAUCCAAGAAUCCACUAGUGCUCAGCCGCUUACACCAAAGAAGAGCUCAAUCGUGCUCCCUUCAAUGGAGAACUUGGUUGGAAAAGCAGAUGGAAGCACUGGAGCAUUGGAUAUAAGCAGUCCAAAUGCACAGGAACAUCUGAGACUAGUGUCUGCUCGAUAUGCUCAUCUUCCGACUCCGCAAAGUCCUAACGAUUUCACAUAUUAUGUCCCUGGACUCACGAAUGGCCCAGAUUCACCCAUUUCUCAUCUUUCUCGCUCUUUUGCUUCGUCUUCACGAUCCGUCAUUGAACCCCCAGCAAGCUCAAGCCUUCUUGACGGGACACCGAAACGGCCUAUGGCCAAGACACAACCUUUCAUAACUCCGGACUCAAGUCCUUUUGUUAGUCGAAUUGAAGCACAUAGCCAUGUCACAACGCUCUCAACUCCGACUCGUAGUCAGUUGCCACCUUCUAACGGCGUGGAUUCACUGGUUCCAUUUUUUGCUCCUCCUAUCCCUCGGAAGACCCCCUCGCCGUCGCCUUCUGAGCAUCACUCUUCCGGUCUCUCCUCCCCUUUCAUGGCGAAAUCAACUCCUCGGCCAUCCUCUAACUCUCCUCCUAACCUCAAGGAAACGACUUCUUUAUUCACCGCCAUUCCCAAUGGAACUAUAUCUACUUCUGCAAUCUCUACACCUCCUGUCUCCCCUCUUCUUGCAUCAGGAUCACUCUCAAAUACAACAACUCCGCCUAUUCCGGCCGGUGGCGAGCUAGAUCGCAUCCACCAGGUUAUACAGCAUCAACAUGAUGAUCGAGAGAGUCGUCGACCUGAAUAUCUUACGCGAGCAAAGAGAAGUAUUUCCGAAGUCGAUUUUGGUGGAUUGAUGGAGGACGAAAAUUUAGCUGAUAGAGAGAGGUUCUCCUCUAUUGGGAUCACGGAAAGCCCAAUGAAAGGUCGCCGAAUAAAGUUGUUCCAGGAAACGAGUGAGGAAAGCUUUGAGGAGAGCCUUAUGGCUGGAGGAUACGGUCGUUAUCGCACGGCUGAAUGGGUUCGUCAGCCUCAACCGAUCGUUGUCAAUGCAGGGACAGGAGCUCCGGUCAACGUCGUUGCACAUCUUGAAGAGGUUCAACAACAAGAAGCCCCUUCUCGUCCCCUCACUGAAAAAGAGGUUCGCAAGCAGAAAAGGCUGGAUGCCUUUCGCAGUUCAUCUUCCUCUACAUCCCGGUUAUACCCAGUGGAAAUCGAGGGUAAAGGUCGGGUGCUACUUGACGUUCCUACUGAACAUAAUGACAUCGAUACUUCUUUGGCUACCUCCAAAAAGCGUACACCGGGCAAGCGCAAGAGGAAGGCCGAGCCGACAGCGAAAGAAAGACGAGCUGCUGCUGCUGCUGCUGCCGCUGAAGAGUCAGCAGAGAAACCAAAUUGGCCUGAUGCGGAGUUUCCAUGGCGGCUCAGAACGGAAGAGAGAACUGAACAAGCUAGGGUCGAGGAGCAGGAGCGUCUUGAAUGGAUUGAGAAGUACCUGGACCGUGACACCGAUGAAGAGGAUGACGGCGAAGGCGGCAGCAUCGAUGGAGGUGUUUACGGUGGUGCUGCGGAUGCUGAAGAUGAUGAAGUACUUCCGUCAUCGGUCUGGGGUGUUGUGUAUGAAGAUGGAGAUGAUCAGCCAAUUCCGUAUCGCGCUGGCAGAGGCAAGAUGGUACCUUUAUCAGGAGACCCAAACCAACCAUUAAAAUUCAAACGCAGGCGAAGCGCGUAUUUUCCGAGCGAUCCAGCUGACGCGAGAGCAGCUCUUUUGUCAAAAAAGAAUGUCCGUGUUCUUUCCUUUCGCCGCCAACGAUCAAUAUCCCAUCGGAAGUCGAUCAGCGGGAACGAAGACGAUCAGAUCCUGUGUAUCUGUCGUGGAGUAGACGACGGGAGAGAGUUAGUGCAAUGUGAUUCUUGCAAAACCUGGUAUCACCUCGAUUGCAUAGGGAUCGAUGAUAUUUUGGAACUGGGACCACCUGACAACGAUUGGUUCUGUUAUCGUUGUGAGAACGCAAGUGACUCCCCUCCAUCUGUAGAAGCAACUGUUCCAGUACCAUAUACCGAGCCGACCUUUGCUCCUACCGAUGAAACUCCUCGUCGUCGACAAGUUGACAACCAGUUCUUUCACCCUCCUGUUCCGGUAUCACCCACACAAUCAUGGAGCCUCUCAGUACCACACACACCAAAGACCCCUACUCGUGGUGUCACAAGUAAUAUAGAAUUCAGCUCAGGCUUUAGUUCUUCCUCCUCUCGAUAUGGUCCAGUAACCCCUCGUCACCAAGCACGCGAUGUUCGAAUCAUCAGCGGCGGCGGCUCUACCCCCGGUGGUCCUUUCGACGUAUUCGGUUCUGACGACAGCCGAUUUGACCCAACAUCCACUCCCUCUCGAGGAAUAAAAUUCGGCGUUCCGUUCGCUACUCCAAAUGACAAGCACACCCCUUCUGCUCGUGUUUUCCACACUCCCUCUAAACCGAGCACGCGCACAGGCGGAGGCGUUCCGGGCUCUGCAUCUUUUGGUGCCUCUGGAUUUCUGUCUUCAGCUCUGAGUGAGCGAAGUAGCGGCGACGGGAUUGGUCGGGUCGAGAGCGGUCCGUACCCCUAUGCACGACCGUCACAUCCUGGAGCACCAUACGAUGACUCUUCUCCCAUUCGUCGCGAGGGACACCGGAUACGUCGAAUUGUUGAUCCUCCUACCAUGUCAACGCGCGCGCUCUUCAUUGAAGAGUCUCCUUUGGCUCGAACGAAGGGAAAGGGACGUGCAUUGGAUUUUGGUGUCGGAUCGCAUGGAAUUGCCUGA